Molecule: messenger RNA, 774 nt
Organism: Dalotia coriaria
Lineage: Eukaryota; Metazoa; Arthropoda; Insecta; Coleoptera; Staphylinidae
Product: cyclin-dependent kinase 2-interacting protein-like
Source: RefSeq, a predicted model, not a curated record
AUUCAGUGUCAAAAGAUGUCAAAAUUUUGACUUAAAUGUCAAAUAAUGUCAAAAAGUUUACUUAUAACCAAGGGAAUCACAUGUUAUAUUGUUUAAAACCGGGUAUAGUAAACAAAUAAUAACAGAUAAUUAUGAUACAAUCACCAAAAUCUGCAACACCCUCACCUCAAACGCCAAAUAAACAACUCAGUCGUUUUAGUCCAAUAAUAUUGCCUACAAGUCCAGCUGAACUUGUAAAUCAAAGGAAUAUAACAGGUCAGCCUAGAGUUGUAAGAGAUAUAAUUGCAGAUUUAUACAACAAUAUUCAGAAAUGGAACAUCAAACAUGUCACAGGGGCUGCAAUUGUUCAACAAAUUACAAUUAUAAAGAGUCAGGGAGCAGAACAAUUACCAUCAGGCUUAGAAUCACUUGUAACACAACUGUAUGAAGUUGUGCAAUGCUUGAAAACAUGUUGUAAUGCAUUAACUUUCUCAAGAAAUCAAAUAACAUCUUUAGAGCUGCAAAAAGACUGUGAACCUAUGUUUAUAACAUUAACAAUAGAGCAAAUGGCUAAUCUUUUAAAUGAAAUUGUGGAUGCUUAUGAAGAAGAGUUAAAGGCUAAGGAAUUUAUCCUUGAAAAUAUUGCUUACUCUAGAACAAAACAAGAAGUUAUGUUCUUUUCUGCCAACUGGGUACAUCAAAUCAAUAUUAAACCUGAAAUUAAUUUCAAGUUAGAACAAUUGUUAACGGAGACGGGUCACAGAAGGAUAAUUUAAUAAAGGUAUUUCUUUGGAA